CUAGAAAGAUUGCUCAACAAUACAAACGUUCAAAAUCAAAGGGAAUAAAAAUAGCUAAGCGUCACAUGUAAAUAUUAAACGUAGUUCCAAAAUUUUAAGCGUAAUACGACAAUAAACAACAGUCUAUACAAACGAUUCCCCAGCUACAUUUAAAAUAAGAUAUUGAAAAAAAAAAAAAACAACAACAAACAAAUCAAAAACAAAAACAUUUGCUAAAUAAAAUCCAGCAGCAGCUAUGAGCGAUUCGCAGCGUCAGGUGAAAAUGGUGGCCGAGCAGGCGCUCGCCAGCCUGGUGGAACGGGCCAAGCGUUUGCAGCUGACCAGCGUUUGCGUUUCCAUGCAGCACCACGACGACGAGGAUGGGUCUGAGGAACUGGGCCAGAGGCAGAGGCUGGAGCAGAAGGAGCAUUUGCGCGUGGGCGAGCAGCCAGUGGAAGCGGAGCCGAAUGUGGUUGUUGUCAAUUUGAAGAAAUCGAAGCGCAGCCCACCUGGUGCCGGCAUCCAGCGUGCGAUUGCUGCCACCGGCAGGAAGUCGCGUAAAUUUGAUUUGGAGCCAUCGCCGCCGCCGCCGUCACCGCGUGAGCUGUGCCUGAUCGCCGAGCUGAGGGAUGAGUAUAAUCAGACCGAUCAGCUGAUUGAACAGAUGCUCACAGAUGCCACAAGCCUCGGCCACGAGAUGAUCAACUGCUCGCAGAUCCAGCGCGAUUUGUCCUUGGUCCAGGAAAUCGAGCUGGAGACAACGAAACGUUCGCUAGACACACUAUUUGGUGCCCUCACCGCCGAGCUGGAACGCAACGAUCUCACCGAGCUGAUGCAGCGCUGCGACAGCGCCCUGGAGCGCAGCAAGGAGCGUCUGGUCAAGAAUGAGCCCACAAUCGAGACCAGCUGGAGCACAAUCAGCGAACAGUUUGUCGCGGCCGAACUGCCGCCCAGGGCCGCCCAGCCGGACGAUCAGCCCAGGGAGCCGGGCUCUCAGGAUUAUGCCGCAUUACCGUUUCUGGCCAAGCACGACUAGCUGGCGCCGCGGGUAUGCCCAACAAAUCAGCACAUCGAUAUUUUUUCUACAUUCAAAUUGUCGCUAACAAUCAAUAAAUGUCUCGUUGCACUGUAAAGCACCCA
Drosophila novamexicana is the source of this 1119-nucleotide messenger RNA. RefSeq lists its product as uncharacterized. Bases 236 to 1015 code for a protein of 259 amino acids. The transcript has a single exon. Lineage: Eukaryota; Metazoa; Arthropoda; Insecta; Diptera; Drosophilidae. The record is from RefSeq and is a predicted model, not a curated record.